AUGUCGGUGCAUCCGGGAAGAUGGCAAUGGCAACCAAGUUCAGAGAGCCGCUGGGAGUGGAUGCCUCCCGAGACGAGCUCGCAGCUGUCUGCUUUCCAGAGUGAGGGCCUCCUCACCGUUCAGUGGCAGCCAUUUGGCGAUGUUGAAGUGGACGUGGGUGCCGGUGUUGCUCACCUGCAGGGUCAGCAGCUUGGCAAAGUCCGGCAGGUGCCAAACUGGUGGGGAGCGGAUGCUAAUCUGGCAGCUGGCGUACUGGCGGCGUGCCAAGUCCAGGACAGAGGAGAAGUCGAGUUUCUGCUGGGCGUUGAAAGCAGGCCUUGGUGGCCGACCCGGCAAGUGGGCCCCCUUUGGGGUUUCGUGGAGCCAGACGACCGGGGUCUGACAUCUGCUAUGGCACGAGAGGCUUUUGAGGAGAGCCUUGGGGUUCUUGGAAGCCAAGAUCAGCUCCAAGCCUGUUUGGACUCCGAAGCCUCAGCUCCGGUUUCUUUCUGGCCCUGGCAAUCGCAGGGUCGUCGUAGUCCACAGCCGGCUGUUCUUCGCAUGGUCAACUUGGGCAGCUUGUCUCACGGGCAGCAAGAUGCAGUCCGCGAAAGCUUCAGAAAGCGGCGCCACCGAGCUUUGGCUGCUGCUUCCUUGGCUGUCUUGGCUACGGCUACAGGGCCUACAGGGUCAGCACAGCCCUCGCAACCCCCAGCAUCGCACUUGGAAGUGGAGGAGCUCAUUUGGGUAAACUCGCAGUUCCUGCUGCAAAAGGUGGAGGAUGGACAGACCCCAUGGCUGGGUGACAGCGGUGGGGGCUCCCUGCGUGGCUUUGCAGGCGAUCUUCUGCGUGAGGGCUUGCGCUGGAAGCGGAGUGCACGCUUCCGUGACUUCUGCCGAGGAAGGUCUGAGGCGCGCACGACGGCUAGUUCUGUCAAUCUGUGUCAAUGUAUUGUUUCGCGUUGUUCCGCUGUCAAUGUGUUCGUUGAGUCUGUAAUGACCGACAAGGAUGGGCAACAGAAGCUGUUCCUGGCAAUGGUCAAGGACAAGAUUGGGAGCAAGAGCCCCAUGCAGAAGGUGGAUCUGUCCGGGUUUACUGACCUGUCGGCGGAUCUGUGGCUAAAAGGCACCGUCACGCGGCUCCUGAAUUUUGGUGCUUUUAUUCGGGUGGAGCCGCCAACUGGCGGGCAACCAGCUCAAGGUCUCAUUCACAUCAACGACAUACGCGAUGGUUUUGUCAGCAAUCUGGAGGAGGAGCUUUCAGUGGACGAUGAGGUUCAGGUUCGCGUGAAGUAUGUCGAUCCAAGCGAGGGAGUGCUCCAACUCUCCAUGCUUGGCUCCUGA
Symbiodinium natans is the source of this 1323-nucleotide messenger RNA. The record is from the annotation of a GenBank genome assembly. Lineage: Eukaryota; Dinophyceae; Suessiales; Symbiodiniaceae.